AUGACAACAACAACAAAUAUUAUUAACAAUGGAGUGUCUUCAUUUUCAUUGAACAAUAAUAGUAAUAUACCUACCAUACAUUCACCAAGUAAUCCAAUAGUAGAUUGUAUUAGAGAUGGUACAAUGGCAUAUAUAUAUUUGGUAGAUGAAUCAUAUAUACAACAACAACACCAACCAAAUCCAAAAUUCCCAUCAUUGAUACCAUUACCAAAGAAACUAUAUUCAACCACACCAAAUAAAACCACACCUUAUCCAUUCCAAUUUCAACAAAACAAUGAGAAUUUAUCAAUUGUUAAAGAGAUUUAUAAUUAUAUAAAUUGUUUUGAAAUUAAAGAUUGUAGAGAUUUUCAUUGUGUAGAUUCAAUUAAAAGAUAUGCAAGAUUUCAUUUGAAUUUAACAUUGAAAUUUAUGGGAUGUAAAUCAAUUCAUGCAAGACAAAUUUCAAAUACAGUGUUUGAACAACUUGAAAAGUGUAGAAUUGAACAAAACAAACAAUUAACUGCUACAAAUAAUAAUGCAAUUGUUACAACUGAUUCAAUUACAAAAACUGAACAAUCAACUACUACUACUACUACUACUACUACUACUACUACUACUACUACUGCAACAACAACAACACAACCACCAAUUUAUUGUGUAUCAAUUCAAAGAAAUAUUUUCUAUUAUAUCAUUGGUCACAUACUAUCAUGUUAUCAAUAUUCAAAGCCACAAUAUAUAAUUGAUUUCCCUGUAUCAUGUGAAGUUCAAGAUAAAAAACAUUCUUUUACCAUUUUAUUGGGUGGUACAUCUGGUUGUGGUAAAUCAACACUCACUGCUUUAUUAGCCUCAAGAAUCGGUUUCACUGCUGUUAUCUCUACUGAUAACAUUAGACAAUUACUAAGAAAAUUCAUUAGUAGACAAGAAUCACCUAUACUUUGGGCUUCAACUUAUCAUGCUGGUGAAAUCAUUUCAAAUCCAUCAUUAUCACAUAAAGAAAAAAUUUUACAAGGUUAUGAAGCACAAAAUGAAAUGAUUUUUAAUAAAUUAGAUAUUUUAAUUGGACAUUAUGAAAAGAGAAAAGAAUCAUUAAUUGUUGAAGGUGUUCAUUUAGAUACUAAACUCAUUCUAAGAUUAGUAAAGAAACAUCCAUCUUGUAUUCCAUUUUUAAUGUACAUUAGUAAUGAAGCAAAACAUAAAGAAAGAUUUGCAAUUCGUUCAAAAUAUAUGACUCUCGAUCCUCAUCAAAAUAAAUAUACAAAAUACUUUAAAAAUAUUCGUAUCAUUAAUGAUCAUUUAUGUCAUGGCGCUGAUGAACAUAUGAUUCCACAAAUUGAUAAUACAAGUAUUGAUAGAUCUUUAGCUACAAUUCAUGGCACCAUCUUUGCUUGUUUAAAGAGAAAAGUACAAUGUGGUGAAUCUUAUUAUAAUCAUGAAACUGAUAAAAUGAAUAUGUUAUAUAAUCAAUAUGAACAAAUUCAACAUCAAUUUUGGUCAUCAAAGGGUAUGUUGAGAUUAAUUCAAAAAAAAAAAACUGUUAGUCCUCAUGGAAAUAAUAACGUCACCGGCGAUGUAGAUAAUAAUAAUAGCAAUAGUAACAACAAUAAUGUCAAUAAUAAUAAUGGUGAUAAUAAUGGUGAUAGUAAUGUUGAUAAUAAUAGUAAUGAUAAUGACAAUAAUAAUAAUAAUAGUAAUAAUAUUAGUAAUAUUAAUAAUGAUAAUGAUAAUAAUAAUAAUGAUAAUGAUAAUAGUAAUGUUGAUAAUAAUAACGAUAAUAGUGAUAAUAGUGUUAAUAGUAAUAAUAGUAUUAAUAGUAAUAAUGGUAAUGAGGGUAGUAAUAAUUGUAAUGUUGUAAAUGGUAAUAAUAGUAAUAGCGAUAUAUUAAUUAAGGUUGAAUACAAUAAAAAUAAUAAUAGUAGUAGUAACGAUAAUGAAUACAAGAAUAGCAAUGACAAUCAUUGCAAUAUAAAAAAUGAAACCGAAAAUAGUGAUAUUAAUGGUUGUAUCAAUAACAACAUCAUCAGCUACAAUAACAAUAUAAAGAAUAACACUGAUAAUACCACUGGUAAUCAUAAUUAUACCACUAUGAAUGGUAACAAUGAAAAUGAUUGUAAAAAUAAUAAUAAUAAUAAUAAUAUUAAAACCAUACCAAACGAGGGACAACAACAACCACAACAACAACCACAACAGCAACCACCACAACAAUCACAACAACAACCACAACUACAACAAAAAAAGCAACAAAUACAAGAAGAACAACAAAAUUUAAAUAAUAAUAAUAAAUCAAUUGAAGAUGAUGAAGAAGCAUUCAAUAGCGAUGAUGAACAUGAUCAUGAAGAUGAUUCAAUUAGAGGUAAUGAAUCUGGUUCAGUUGGUGACCAUGGUAAUAGUGUUAAGAAAUCCUCAUUAAAUGAUAAAAAUCAUAAUAAUGGUAAUAAUCAAAGUAAUGAAGAUAAUGACGAUGAUUCAGAUAUUUCAGAUUCAGAUUCAGAUGGUGGUGAAAGAAUUGAUUAUUAUUUAGAUUGUGGUUCACUUGGUAGUUAA
This is a messenger RNA of Dictyostelium discoideum AX4, 2520 nucleotides long. RefSeq lists its product as hypothetical. Lineage: Eukaryota; Evosea; Eumycetozoa; Dictyosteliales; Dictyosteliaceae. The record is from RefSeq and is a predicted model, not a curated record. Bases 1 to 2520 code for a protein of 839 amino acids. The transcript has 5 exons.